AUGUAAUAAUAAUAAAUAUUACCUCCAUAUACAUUGACAUUAAAAGAAUUACUAAAUAGACCUAAUUUAGUAGUUGUAUCUGAGGAAGGAAUGAGAUUUAGAACUGAAAUUCGUGAAGAUACUAGAAGUGCAUCACCAAUUCCCAAGAAAAGUAGUAAUAAGACACUUAGAAUUGACAAAUAGAUAACAAGUGGAGCUUUAAAGAUAGGAAAUUCAUCAUUUUAUUUAGGAAGGUAAGAAGUAAAGUGCUUAAUUGAGACAAAAAGAUCCUUUAUUAAAUAGUAGUCAUUAAAAGACCUAAAUCUAGAAGCCUUAUGAUUA
This is a messenger RNA of Paramecium primaurelia, 321 nucleotides long. NCBI's taxonomy places the organism in Eukaryota, Ciliophora, Oligohymenophorea, Peniculida, Parameciidae. The record is from the annotation of a GenBank genome assembly.